AUGGUCACGAUGGAGGCUCUUCCUGCUGACACUCAUUCAUUCGAACGAGACCAAAUUAACUGCAUUAUCAAGGUACAAGCCCAAGACCAUGGAAGUAUGAUGACACAGAUAACAGUUUAUCAGAGCGAAGCUGCUGAAGACAAUGUCAGGUUACUACUCCGUAAUGCAAAAUUGAUCAAUCUUCAUGCAUAUGGUUCACCUCCAGGAACAUUCUAUCUCAUUCUUCUCCAGUACUUUUGCUUUCUAUGGCUUGACCUUAAUCUUGUUAGCAACUUAUUUUGUGAUGAUGGCACCCCCUUCCAUGCAAACAAGGUAGCUCGUGCGCUCACCUACAUUUGUAGAGUCUGUGUUCCUGUACAAAUAACAGCACUAUUUGUCAUUGGGGUCCUCGAUAUUAUUCCUCAUGUUUGUGCCAUUAUACGAAGAUUAGUAUCUGAUGAUGACAUUCCUGCAAUGCCAUGGGACCUCUACGCAUCGACACUUGGUAUCCAUGUCUCCUACACUGAACUUGGCCCUCAAGAAGUUAUUCCGGUCUCAAGGAUUGAGUGCCCACUGGCAUUGAUUCCAGUGUACUCAAACAUCAUCAAAAAGGAUCUGUGGAUUACCAUCUCAUUUGACCAUGCAGGGAAUGAGCUUGAAGACUAUUUAGAAGACAAAGAUGGAGAGUAG
This is a messenger RNA of Suillus discolor, 669 nucleotides long. RefSeq lists its product as uncharacterized. Lineage: Eukaryota; Fungi; Basidiomycota; Agaricomycetes; Boletales; Suillaceae. Bases 1 to 669 code for a protein of 222 amino acids. The transcript has 6 exons. The record is from RefSeq and is a predicted model, not a curated record.